AUGGAUGUCUCUAUUAUCGAGAAUACGGAGAAAAGCCUAUUGGAGUGGAAAAAUGAAAAAACUUAUCCUCCGAAAUUGAAAAUACCAAGAACAGAUAUUUUGAAAAGAAUAGAGGAAGACCGAGAAAGAUCAAAACACCUUCGUGAAGACAUCUGGUGGGUAGAUAAAAGUAUUAAAGAUGGUGAAGCAAUUAGAUUAUGGGAAGAGUGUUCGGAGCUUGACGAAGGAGAUUACUUGGAAAUAUUAGCAGAAAACUUCAAGUAUAAUCCAGAACAUCCCUGGCAGGAUGAUUAUAAGAAGGUGUUAUUGUGGAAUGCGGAACAAAAACGGCUUGAGGAAGAGGCCGCUGUAUUACGAGAGAAAGCUAGGAAUGAGAAACUUGAAGAAGAAGGGGUUCGAAAAAAACGUGAGGAGGAACUCAGGGUUCGAAGAUUACGAGAGGAGGCCGAGCGGAAAUUACAAGAUCAGAGAGAACGACAAUUUCAAGAGGCGGAGAAACUCCGAGUCCGGCAAUCACAAAGAGAAGAAAGGAUAUCACAGGUGGAAUAUAAGACUUAUCAUUCGCAGGACGAAGUUCGGAAUUCGCAAGACAAGGAAAUUUUUAUUGCUCAAAGGUUAAAAGACGAAGAGACGCAAAGGGCUCAACGUUUACGUGAGGAGGAGGAAGCACAGAAAGUGUGGCAAAUAGUAUUUAAGGAACACGAACAGAGUAAAAAGAG
Messenger RNA from Acaulospora colombiana, 719 nucleotides. The record is from the annotation of a GenBank genome assembly. NCBI's taxonomy places the organism in Eukaryota, Fungi, Glomeromycota, Glomeromycetes, Diversisporales, Acaulosporaceae.